CACCGAUCGGCGGCGGCGGCCGGACGGCAGGGUUCCCCCGGGGCCUCCGCGAGGUCCCCCCCCCCACCCCACGAACCGGGGGGAAGCGGGGCGCGCCAUGGCGGGCCUGGGCCCCUGGAGCAGCCCGGGCGCCGGGCCCGAGGCGCUGGCGCUGGCGGCGGAGCUGCAGGGCGAGGCGACCUGCUCCAUCUGCCUGGAGCUGUUCCGGGAGCCCGUGUCGGUCGAGUGCGGCCACAGCUUCUGCCGCGCCUGCAUCACGCGCUGCUGGGAGCGCACGGGCGCCCGCGCGCCGUCGGGGCUCCCGCCGGGCCCGCUGCCCUGCCCGCAGUGCCGGGAGCCCGCGCGCCCCGCGCACCUGCGGCCCAACCGGCCGCUGGCCGCCAUGGCCGCGCUGCUCCGGCGCCUCGGCCCGGCCCCGGCCCCCGCCGGGAAGCGGGGGGCCCCGGAGACGGCGCCCGAGACCUCCCCCCCCGCGGCGGCGGCGGCGCGCCCCCGGCGCUGCGCCCUCCACGGGGAGCCGCUGAAGCUCUACUGCCAGGACGACGGGCGCGCCAUCUGCGUGGUGUGCGACCGCGCCCGCGAGCACCGCGCGCACGCCGUGCUGCCCCUCGACGAGGCCGUGCAGGAAGGCAAGGAGCUCUUGGAUUCCAGGCUGAAGGUCCUGAGGAAGGAGCUGGAAGACUAUGAGGUGUUCCGGUCUACGGAAGAGAAGGAGGGCAAGGAGCUCCUGAUGCAGAUGGCCACGGAGAAAGAGAAGGUUGGGGCUGAGUUCCAGGGGCUGAGAGCUUUCCUGGUGGAGCAGGAGGGUCGCCUCCUGGGCCGGCUGGAAGAGCUGUCCCGGGAGGUGACACAGAAGCAGAAUGAGAACCUGGCGCAGCUCGGGGCUGAGAUCACUGUCCUCUCCAAGCUCAGCAGCCAGAUCCAGGAGACAGCUCAGAAACCUGACCUCGACUUCCUCCAGGAAUUCAAAACCGCAUUAAACAAGUGUAGCAAUGUCGCUGGUCCCAAGCCAACCACAGUCUCCUCUGAGAUGAAGAACAAAGUCUGGAAUAUUUCUCUCAAGACUUUUGUCUUCAAAGGGCUGCUGACGAAGUUCAAAGAGGAUCUUCAGGGAGAGCUGGAGAAGGAAGAGAAAGUGGAGCUCACCCUGGACCCGGACACGGCGAACCCCCGGCUGCUGCUGUCCCUGGAUCUGAAGAGCGUGCGCCUGGGGCCGCGCGCGCAGGACCUGCCCAGCCACCCGCGGCGCUUCGACACCAACACGCGGGUGCUGGCGUCGUGCGGCUUCGCGUCCGGGCGCCACCACUGGGAGGUGGAGGUGGGCGCCCAGGACGGCUGGGCGUUCGGCGUGGCCCGCGAGAGCGUGCGGCGCCGCGGCCUGACGCCCUUCACCCCCGAGGAGGGCGUCUGGGCGCUGCAGCUGCACGGCGGCCAGUACUGGGCCGUCACCAGCCCCGAGCGCACGCCCCUGCGCUGCGGGCCGCUGUCCCGCGUCAGGGUGGCCCUGGACCUGGAGGUCGGGGCCGUGUCCUUCUACGCGGCCGACGGCCUGCGCCACCUCUACACCUUCCGCGUCAACUUCCAGGAGCGCGUCUUCCCCCUCUUCUCCGUCUGCUCCACCGGCACCUACCUGCGCAUCUGGCCUUGAAGGGCGGGGCGCCCGCCCGGGCCCCUCCUGCGUCCUCCCG
Messenger RNA from Perognathus longimembris pacificus (Pacific pocket mouse), 1688 nucleotides. It is a transcript of the gene Trim7, whose product is annotated as tripartite motif containing 7. Gene Ontology annotation, molecular function: zinc ion binding; protein binding. The record is from RefSeq and is a predicted model, not a curated record. Lineage: Eukaryota; Metazoa; Chordata; Mammalia; Rodentia; Heteromyidae.